AAUGGAUCAUAAUUUCUUCACCCAAGAUAUUUUUGUCGUGAUGGGCAACUUGUGCAUAAACAAUUUGGUUGACAAUUAGAUAACGCACAAAUAUCAAUACUCUAAUGACUACCAGCCGCCAUUGCAGGUUGCAGCAGCUAAAUUAUAUUUGUACUUAUAAUCCCUAUAAUUUCAACUGCAAAAGGAUUGCAUUUUGUUCUUCACGGAUCUGCUUCAAUUCUCUGAAAUCUGCAUAAUAGAACUGGUCAAAUAGAUGGAAGGAGAGUGCAGCAUUGCAAAUGAUGUGACUGAGCUGGUGGGAAACACACCUAUGGUUUAUCUUAAUCAUGUGUUAGAGGGCUGUGUAGCACGCGUUGCAGCCAAGCUUGAAAUGAUGGAACCAUUUUCUAGUGUCAAAGAUAGGAUAGCAGUUAGUAUGAUCAAAGAUGCUGAAGAAAAGGGUCUAAUUUCCCCCAAAAAGACAAUUCUCAUAGAAGUGACAAGUGGUAAUACUGGUAUUGGAUUGGCGUUUGUUGCUGCUGCUAAGGGCUAUAAGCUUAUCAUUGUUAUGCCUUCGUAUGUGAGUCUUGAGCGACGAACAAUUCUUCUAGCCUUGGGAGUGGAAUUGCACCUCAUGGGCCCAACAUCCACCUUUCCUGACUUCUACAAGAAAGCUAGGGAAUUACUGGAAAAAACACCAGGCGGUUAUUGGAUUAAUCAAUUUGAAAAUCCUGCGAAUCCAAAGAUUCAUUAUGAGACAACAGGGCCAGAGAUUUGGCGAGCCACGGAAGGCCAAGUGGAUGCGUUUGUCGCUGGCAUUGGGACUGCUGGUACCAUUACUGGGACAGGGAAAUUUCUUAAAGAGAAGAAUUCUAACAUUAAGGUAUAUGGAGUAGAGCCAACUGAAAGUGCAAUCUUAAAUGGAGAAAAACCUGGGAAGCACAAAAUCCAAGGAAUUGGUGCUGGUGUUGUCCCUCCACUAUUGGACUUUGAUAUAAUUGAGGAAGUUAUGAAGAUAUCAAGUGAAGAAGCCAUUGCAACUGCGAAGCUUCUUGCAUUGAAAGAAGGUUUGCUGGUCGGGAUAUCAUCUGGAGCUGCUGUCGCUGCUGCUGUUAAAUUAGCUAAAAAGCCCGAAUUUUCUGGAAAACUGAUUGUUGUAAGUAAAACACCUUUGAUUUGAUAUAGGUAAUAUCUGUUACUUCAAAAAAUACUCCCCAGUUUAGGUGGAAUAAUUUCUGUACCACUUGUGUUUUGUUAGUCCUACAUAAACACGUCCAUUAUAACCCCAUUUUCGUUUAUUAAAUUGACAAUGUGGUUAUCAUCCGGUUAGAAUGAUAACUUAGCUCAUCUCCUAGAGGUUGCUUCGUUGAAGAUGGCAUUAUCAUCUUUCAUACUCUGCCCCCGGUUUAUAGUUCAUUUGAAAGACCUUGAAGUGUUUAUCAAAUAAGUGCAUUGCUUCUCCGUUGGAUAGAUUUUUUGGAUAAAUUGACAGUUAUCUACAUUCAUAGUACCACUUCUCUUGAGAUCACUUUUCUCAUCGCUAAUGUCUUGGACUUAUCGGGGUAUUCAAGGAAUGAUUCCUCUGAGCCACUGAUAUCACCAGGAUCAGAAGUAGAGUUUUCAUCAAUCAUCAACAAAUUAACUCUAUUUCUCUUAAACUCUAGCUUUAAUACUUUGAAAAAGAGAAACGGCUCGCUCUUGUCUCAGUUGGAUCAUGUAUCACUUUUCCUAGAAGAAACCUGGGUUUGAUGCUCACUGCCCUCUUCACUAGCCCAUCCCCUUUUCUUUGCGUACCCUGUACUCAAAGUUUUGAAAAAAAUACAUUAUAAAAAACAAUUUAGAGCAACCAUCACCUAACUUAGCCCAUUCCAAUGCCUUCUGCCUCAAAAAAGGGUCGAUCUCACAUUUAACUUUCCACCAAGAAUCAAAUGCAACCUUCUUCACGUGGGACGAUUGGGUAAUGAAAUAUUAUUGUUGUUGUUGGAAAUCAGUAGUCUGCAAGUGGUACAAUGUCGAAAAAACAUAUUGUUUAUCUUAGUUGGGUGUUGGACUCAUUCUGAUGUAUGCAAAAAAUAGUAUGACUUAGGAUGAGUUGUUGAUUUGAUUGUAAAUGAGGAGUGGGAUGAAAGGAAACAACAAUGUAAAACUGUUCAUCCCAACCAAAACAAUUAUAUAUGUGAAAAACCUUUUUUAAAUUA
Amaranthus tricolor (Joseph's coat) is the source of this 2177-nucleotide messenger RNA. RefSeq names its product cysteine synthase-like. The coding region runs from base 254 to 1159 and encodes 301 amino acids. The record is from RefSeq and is a predicted model, not a curated record. Gene Ontology annotation, molecular function: cysteine synthase activity. Gene Ontology annotation, cellular component: cytoplasm. The transcript has 10 exons. NCBI's taxonomy places the organism in Eukaryota, Viridiplantae, Streptophyta, Magnoliopsida, Caryophyllales, Amaranthaceae.